Molecule: messenger RNA, 1299 nt
Organism: Akanthomyces muscarius
Lineage: Eukaryota; Fungi; Ascomycota; Sordariomycetes; Hypocreales; Cordycipitaceae
Exons: 2
Coding region: 1-1299 (432 amino acids)
Biological process (GO): phospholipid metabolic process
Molecular function (GO): phosphatidate phosphatase activity
Source: RefSeq, a predicted model, not a curated record
AUGUCAACCUACGAAAAGAUGGCGGGCACAGGAACCGCCGCGCUGCGGCAGCAGUUUUCAAUUACUCUCAUCGCCUCGUACAUUAUCGAUUGGAUUCUCCUCGUUGCGCUUGCCGUAGGCUCCUAUGUCCUGGGCAACAUAAAGCCCAACUUUCGGAACUUUUCCCUAGCGGAUCCCAACAUUGCCUUUCCUUUUGCCGAGCACGAAACUUUUUCCAACAUGCUUCUCUUUGUCUGCUGCGGCGUCAUCCCCGUCGUCGUCGUGCUCGUCGUCACGCUGCUUCUCGUCCCCGGCGGCACCGUGCCCAAGGGCACCCCCGCGCUGCUCGUCUGGAAGCGCAAGCUCUGGGAGCUGCAGAUCUCCUGGCUCGGCCUGCUCAUGGCCGUCGGGUCCGCCUGGUUCUUCGUUAGCGGCCUCAAGAACAUGUGCGGCAAGCCGCGCCCCGACAUGCUCUCCCGGUGCAAGCCGGACAUGGACAAUGCCGACAAGUACAUUGUUGGCGGCUACCAAAUUCAGGGCGCCAACGGCCACCUCUACUCGGCCGCCAUCUGCACCGAGACGGACGAGUCCAAGCUCUGGGACGGCUUCCGCAGCUACCCCAGCGGCCACGCCGCCGCCUCCGCCGGCGGCCUCAUCUACCUCUCGCUCUUCCUCGCCAGCAAGUUUGCCGUCACGCUGCCCUGGAUCAUGCCUGGAUCCGGUGAAAAUCCGGCCUCGCACGGCGCGUUCCCCUCGCGUGCCGGACACGCUGACACUCACGCCCAAAACGGCUACGAGGAAGGCAACGACGGCAGCUGGCCGCUUGGCGCCAACAAGAGCACCAAGCGCAAGGUCUAUAGCGCGCGUUCGCGGGCUGCUGCUCCGCCCGUCUUCCUGCUCAUCAUCACGCUGGUUCCGUUCUCCCUGGCGCUUGUGAUUUCCGCCUCGCGCUGGUUCAACUACCGUCACCACGGCUUUGAUAUUCUCUUUGGUUUCAUCAUCGGCACCCUAUGCGCCAUCUACAGCUUCCGAUACUACCACAUGCCCAUCCAGGAUGGUGCUGGCUGGGCUUGGGGCCCCCGUAACCCUAAGCGUGCAUUCUGGGCCGGUGUUGGCAAUGUCGGUUAUGGCACUUCCCAUUCAGAUCCUCUGGCCGAAUCAGGCGAUGUUGAGGCCUAUCCUCAGACUGCGGUCUCGCGCGGUGCUAACCAGCGCGUCGGCCAACAACCCGAGGCGAACGGCCAGUACAGCUCACAAUACGGUGCUGGAUUCGAAGAUGUCGAGAUGCAGCGACUGAACCAGGCUGACAGCCGCGUGUAG